CAGAAAUUGGUUCACGCCUCUUUCAGUUCAGGUUCGACACUGUACGUUUUCCCUACUACUUGAUAGAUACGGUGGUCUCUCAGUGUGAAUGCUCCCGGUCUGUGUAGUUUCGUAGAACCACGGACGCUCUACUUCGACUUACGAAAACCGUCCGUUUAAACUUGUUUGGAUGUCAUCGACAUCACAUGGCUUUCGCUUGCCGUCGCCAUCGCAAGCGAACAUUUAUUUCUGUGUGGGCUCUUGUGUUUGUUGACCAUACCUAAUGAAGGUGUUGUGACCACGUCCUUUAUCUUAUCCUGUAAUACUCGCCACGAUUACGACACCAAAACACAUCAUGGACACAAAGGAUCUGCAGGCCACCAGCAGCCCGGACGGCUUGAUGGAAUCCCUGCCCCUACACCGUCGCCACGAACAAGGUGCUGCAAACUCUGCGGCGGCUGGAGAAAAAUCUUGCUGGCUUUCCGUAAUCCUAGAAGACAAGGGAACUACACCAUCUCGCGGCGUGCAGCUUGGGGGAGAAAGCUGCGAAGGCGAAAGGGAAACAAUAGCUCUCCAGGUACUGAAAUGGACGAGCACAGAUCCGGUUGUCGAUGCAACUCCUUCUGCACGACAGAUUAGCUGCAACUCGACUACCUCACCCUGCAGGAAGCGCACCAUGCUCAACGAGCGGUCUUCGUCGUCGACGAGGAGGUUACCGGAGGCCUGCUCUGCUGGCGGCAGUUGUGCUGGGACAUCUGCGCGUGGGGACGAGUUCUCCGCUGUUGGUACACUUGACGACAUGACGACGCAGACCGUUGAUCAAAUGAGCGGACUCGGCGUGUGGGAGUGCAGUGUCGACUUGGCGAACUACUUGCUGGAUAAGAAGCUUGUUGCUGCGAGUGGUUCAUGCGCCUUUGUUCCAAGAAGGAUAAACAACUACGCCGUCCUCGAGCUUGGUUGCGGACAUGCAUUGCCCACUAUGGCCCUGCUACAUCAGUUUGAGAGUAGCAGCAGGGCGGAGAACAGGACGUCACCAGUUGGGUGCACCGGGGGAAAGGCUCCUGAACCGUCGUUAUCCACCGAAACAAGGAGCUUGCAGCAGGGAACAAGCUCAAUGGAGUGCUUUCUCCAUGACUACGACCGUAGAACGCUCGAAGAGGUGACGAAAAGAAAUCUGCUGAGAAACGCCGAAGCUCUUGGAUUGUUCAGGAAGUCCGAGCAGGGAUCCGAGUCCUGUGCACUGAGACCUGCCACGCCCAAGAUUCGGUUUCUAGCCGGAGAUUGGAGCACGCUCUCGGCGAACGAAAUUUUACAGGUGGUACAAGAAGGACGCACAGCAGGCCAGGAACGAAAAUUAUUCAAAUUUGAGCCACACGGCAGGAAGGCGGUGUUGGAAGAGUGGGGCCCCGUGCGAGCACUGCGUGCGGUAUAUGGAUCGCGGGAGAGCGGACAAAAACAAGAAGCGGCAGAUCGAGAGGAGGAAAUUUUGCAGCAAAAAUCAUUGCGAGAUGAGACCGAGACAUCCGAAUCUUUUGACAGCGGCUUUGGCGCGCACUCCUCGGAAGAAGGAGAGGAACCCGAUGGGGAUGCGGCUGGGUCAUCAGGCGUCGAUGCAGCAGGUGCCAUUCCGCAACAAUCCGGCGAAGCUGACCAUCAAAAGGCAGAUGGCAGUAAUGAAGACAGUGCUGAGUUGGAAGGAGAAGAAGGGUCUGACUCUGACUCACAGGAGAAGAGCCUCGAUUCCGAAGAGCAAUCUGAUUCACAGGACGAUGACGACAGUGCGGAUGAAGAUCCACCGCUGGAAUUGUUUUUUGACGAGCAAGAGGAUCCUACCGGCCAUAAUCUGAAGCAGUUCGACCUCAUCUUGUGUUCCGAGGGAAUUUACAAGGAAGAAUCCUUUCAGGCACUAUUUGACGUACUCGAGAAUCACUUGAAACUGGACGACUCUACUGAGCCUGCUUCCUUGGUCGGCGCGGCCCCUUCAACGACCCACUCUUCAGACGGCCAAGAAAACCUCCCGCGUUCUGUGGCACUUUUUUCUGGCAAGCGCUACUACUUUGGUUGCGGCGGCGGCACGCAGGCCUUUCGCACCUUCCUGCUGCAGAAAAACAAAGAGAAAGAGGCAAAAAAGGCCUGCUCUGGUGGACCAUGGCGCUACGAAGUUUCCGUUGUGAAAAAGUUCAAAGACAAGAAGUCAAAUUUACGGGAGAUUCUCGCUGUCACGAAGAGAAAGGUUUCGUGACGAGCGAUUGGAAAACACGGAUGCAGCUGGUGGUAGAGCUUUUCUGUUUAGAAAAACUGCUUUAGCACUUUCUGGAUCCUACUCACUCUUCAGCGACAGUGUGAUCAUUCAUCAUAUUUUCUCAAACGACUUUCUCUGACUAUGUGACCGCGACAGAAGAAAAUCGAUUAAGCAGCAGGGCCUGGGAGUUUUUCUGGAUAA
This is a messenger RNA of Amoebophrya sp. A120, 2422 nucleotides long. The record is from the annotation of a GenBank genome assembly. NCBI's taxonomy places the organism in Eukaryota, Dinophyceae, Syndiniales, Amoebophryaceae.